AUGUCGAAAGGAAAGACCGGCAACAAGCGUUCUGCCCUCGCUGAGGUUGUGACCCGUGAGUACACUAUCCACCUCCACAAGAGAGUGUUCGGUGCCUCGUUCAAGAAGCGCACUCCCCGUGCCAUCAAGGCUGUCCGUGAGUUUGCUCAGAAGGAGAUGGGCACCAAGGAUGUCCGCAUCGACGCCCAGCUUAACAAGGCUCUGUGGGCCCGUGGUAUCAAGGCUGUUCCCCACCGCCUCCGCGUCCGUCUGGCCCGCCGCCGUAACGACGAGGAGAGCGCCGCUGAGAAGCUUUACACCCUUGUCACCUUUGUUGCUGUCCCCAACUUCAAGGGUCUGCAGACUCAGACCGUCGACGAGUAA
Molecule: messenger RNA, 363 nt
Organism: Kickxella alabastrina
Lineage: Eukaryota; Fungi; Kickxellomycota; Kickxellomycetes; Kickxellales; Kickxellaceae
Product: ribosomal protein L31e-domain-containing protein
Exons: 1
Coding region: 1-363 (120 amino acids)
Biological process (GO): cytoplasmic translation
Cellular component (GO): ribosome; cytosolic large ribosomal subunit
Molecular function (GO): structural constituent of ribosome
Source: RefSeq, a predicted model, not a curated record